AUGGCCCGAGAGUCUCGCCGUCUCGAUGAGACCCAAGUCUUCGUCUUCAAGAUCCAGGUCGACUCAGUAACCUUUGACGGAGCCCAGCUGGCCAAGACAAGAGGCUUGCGUUUCGUGACUUGGCUGAAGGCCUUGGCUUUGCAGCACGGAGGCGCGAAGCGUCAGGAAGAUCGGAUCCUGCUGACCCCAUCCAUCAAGCCCAUUGUGGAAGAGCUCGAGCCGGGUGAGGGCCGCCGCCAGUGCUUCUUCAGCAUCCGCUACGAGGUGGACGUGCUGUGGGAAGGUGACGAGACCUUGGUGUUGAGCGCUGUGGAGCCAGGGAGGCUCUUCUUCUCGACGCAGGUUGCCAGUUGUGACCUGCCCCUGGCUGUCUGCUACGAGCAGCUCGUGAGCAGCGCGAAGAAUUGCAAUCCGACCGAGGCGGAGCCCUUGCCCAUCGAGCUCGAGCUCGAGAGUUCCAAGGGUCUUGCCGGAAGGUGCAGGAUCUUCGUCCACUGCUGGAAAGAGAGCUUGAAAGCCCUUGGGGGAAGAAGGGCUUUGAGGUCCACCUUCCCGGAGGCACUUCCUGGAGGCAAAGAAAUUCAUUCCGAGGCGAUGAGGCAGAAGAUGAGCGAGAUCCACGAGUGCCACAGCCUGAAUGAGAAGCUCCAGAAGGCGCAAGCGGAUCUUUGGAUGCAGGGCGUCAAGCGGCUGACGGAUGAAGGUGCUCUGGACAGCCAAACGCUGAACUUGGCCAAGACGGUGGGUCUGGUCUCCCCAGAGCGGGCCGAGAGCCUGAGGCAGACAAAGAACGAGCCAAGGCUGUCAGCAAGGAGCGGCUCUUUCGAAGCCGUGGAGCGUGCUGGCGAGGUGCUGCUGCGUGUUGCUUUGGUGCACCGGGUGUCUGCACAUGGCUCCUUCACUCGCACAAAAGCGCCCAGCGCGGGAGAAGGCGGCGCCAUGUCGGCUCCCGGGCUUCCCAAGAGGCGAUCGGCCCAUCUGCUGCGGAAUUGUGCCCUGGCGCUCUUUGCCGGCCUGGCCCUGAACGUCACGAGCAUCGGCUUCGCCAGCUUUGGCAGCUCCUCCCUUUUUGCCGGCUCGAGGAGCCAGACACGGCUAGCCAGCUCUGCGCCGGGACGGCGCUUGGACUGGAGAACCUCGCAGCAGGUAGCCCCGGAUGGAUUGGAUGGGCUUGCUGUUCAAGGUCUGCUGGAUUCUUCUCUCUUGACCUCCUUUGCGGACCAAGCUGGCAACAUCAACGGGAUCUUAUUCCAGGGCUCACUGCCCGCAUACCUCCUCUUCCUCUACUUCCUGAGCUACAAGGGGAACAACACUCCGCCCUUGACCUUCUUUGGCUUCGCCUUCUUGCUGGUCUUCGUGUUUUUAACGAUUCCAGCGGGCAUCAUCUCCAAGAGCACCUACGGCCUGAUCCUGGCGGACUCCGACUGGGUGCAUGGGAGUGCGGAGUCUCUCCUGACCUGCACCAACAUCAUGAUCGUCUUGGGCUUCCGCGGGGCCCUGACGGGAAAUGCGGACCUUGCAGACAACGGCACAGUGCGAAACAUCGCUUUUGGAUGGCUGGCGGCCGUGAUUCUGACACUGGCGGCCGGCAUCCCAGUCUUCGGCUUCGAGGCUCACACGCCUUUCUUGUCGGGUCUUGGCGCUUUGGACAUGGGCUCUUCCGAGCCUGUGAAUGCCUUGUCCAUUCCAAACUGGAUCGUGCAUUGGUCCACCGUCUUCGAGUUCCUUCUGGCUAUGUCCUUGGCCUGGCGCUAUGCCGAUGCUGUGGGGAACUCGAAGUGGAAGGGUCUGACCUGGGGGAUGCUCCCCUCCUCGAUCUCGAGCGUCUGCGCCUUGACGUUCCAUAUUUUUUACAACCAGAUCCCCUGGAUCCUUACGGGGCAAGCUCUCUUCACCUUCAUCGGCAAUGCCACCUUGGCCCUGGCCACCUAUCGCAUCGCCGUCUCCAAUGGCUGGACCUUGAGCGAGCUGGAUCCUCGCCGCCUCUUCGAGGAGAAAGCCGAAGGGAAAGCUGAGGAGAGCCCGGGCUUUGACAUCGGAAAGGUGGCGAUGAGCCCGGAAGGCGCUUUGACCUCCGGGCCGCUCCUCUUGGCCGAGGUGAUUUUGCUGACGCUCCUCUUCGCCUAUGGCACCAAGUACGGAGAGCUCAUGCUCGGGGCCAGCAUCUUCCAGUCGCCGGAAUCGAGUCCCCAAGCAGCGGCUCUCAUUGCGCUCCCCGUCCUCCUCGUGGCUUACGUCAUCUACGGUCAAAGCCCCGACCUCCAAAGCGGCCAGCUACCGCCAAGGAGAAAUAGCCCGAGCAGCGCAGCUCCCGAGCAAAAGAAGCAGUCCUCCGCUGACAUCCUGGCAUGCCAUCGCAGAGGCUUCGAAUCCCAGGGUCUGGCAAACACUUCCUGGCCGGAGUACCGGGAUCUGUUGCCAAUGCAUGCUGCGUCCGCCGUGGCCGGAGCGAUCUGGGCCUUCGCCACGUCGAAAGCCGUGGAGGAGCCACCGUCGCAAGCCGCACGGCUCCCGACUCUUCUGGCCCCGGCUUUUACCCGUGGACUUGGCCAAUGCAGCCCGAGCACCCGCGACGGCUUCGACCUCGAGGGAGGAGCAAGCUUCAGCAGCUUCCGCAGCUUCCGUGAUGUGUCUGUAGGCCGAGCAUGCGAGCCAGGCGUCGGCAGGGCCGCUGCGGUCGAGGAAGUUGCUGAGCAGAGGCGCUCCAUGAAGAAAGCGAGUUUGGAGCCUGGUGCGCUCGGUGGGGAGCUGAUUGGAUCCCUGCUGGUGAAGAGCAACCUGUGUCCCAGCUCUGAGGUCAAUGUCCUCUCCGUUGUGGAGGCACUGGGAAGGCUGGAUCUCAAGGAGUCUCUUCUGUCUGCUGCGUCGGCGGCACUCUGCGAGCGAGCUCAACGCUUGGACGAAAGCUACCAGGAGCAGCCUUUGCCGGAGAAUCUUCGUGUGACGACGGCAGAGCUGGCGCUGGAGACUGUGAAGGAGCCCAAAGUCUUGGCCACCCUUCCAGGCCUGUGCGUCCUGUGGAAGCCCCCGGGCUGGUCGGCCGCCCUCGGAGAUCCGUCGGACUCAGACAAAGGCUUUGCUCUGAGACUUUGGCUCCAGCGCCACUUCGGCCAGUCCUCGCCAAUCGUUUACGACGAAGGCGAGACAUAUGGACUGGUGCAUCGGCUGGACCGUUUCACGUCUGGCCCAUUGCUUUGGGCUUCAUGCUACCGUGGCCUCUUUGAAGCGAGGCUGCAGUUUGCAGCUCGCCAGGUUUGCAAGGAGUACCUUUGCAUCGGCCAAGGCUGGCUUCCGCUGAGCUCCGGGCCUCUUCACUUGAAGGCUCCUUUGAAAGAGGAGAUUGCCAUUGAUGGGGAGCUGCAGCUGGCCAGAAGCCGGGUCGACCCCUUCUCCGGGAAAUUGGCCCACACAGAGGUUUCCAAAGCAGUUCUUCUCAGUGGUCCGGACGGGGAAGCUUACACGCUCAUGAAGGUGCGCCUUCACACAGGAAGAACGCAUCAAAUACGCUGCCACCUGAGCCACGAGGGGCACCCUUUGCUGGGUGAUCCAGUCUACGGCGGUCCAACCCCGACCUGGUCGUCGAGGCACUGGCUUCAC
Molecule: messenger RNA, 3597 nt
Organism: Symbiodinium necroappetens
Lineage: Eukaryota; Dinophyceae; Suessiales; Symbiodiniaceae
Source: the annotation of a GenBank genome assembly